GGGGGCGCCGGGCAGGGCCGCUCCCUCCUUCCCCUCCCCUCCGGGCCCCCCUCUUCCUGUCCCCGAGCACCCCAAGGUCGUUCCCGCGGGGACCCGGCCCGGCCUGCCCCUGCCUUCCUUCAGUGAGGGUUUUGGUGGGGUGGUUUUUUUUUUCCCCUUCCACCUCUUCCUUAUCUCCCCCCGGCCGGCUCCGCACCCACCCCCGUGCGCAGAGGGGGGGGAGAGGGAGGUCGGGCAGCCGGCGGCGGUUCGCAGUGAUAAUCCCCCAUCCCCCCCCUCCGCCCCUUCCUCGGUGGUUGGGGCCCUGAAAGCCUUCGGCUCGGCCCUGCGUAGGGAGAGGGCUGCCCUGGAAGAGCCGUGCAGGAUAAGCCUCUCUCCCCCGGGGUUGGAGCUGCGCAGCAGCUGAGGCCAGCGAGUUGCUGCGGGGGUUGACAUGAGGGGCAGCAUCCCUUGCUCGCAGCGAAAGGGAGGUCUCGCUCCUCGGCUUCCUUUUUCUCUUCGCCAACCCCCAUCUCGCAGCUCUUGAGUGGAAGGUGGUGGGUCAGGAAUCGCGCUGGCGCUUCAGGUACCCCAAAAUCCUGUGCUAAGCGAUCCCCUCACCCCGAGAGAGAGCUGAAGGUUCCUGCCAGCUCCCCUGGCAGCACUGCCUUGGUGAUUCUGAUGGCAGGAGACACGGUCAUGGGCAGAUUGCUGUGGUGACCGCGGUCUGGAAGCGGAGGCGAGCUGCUUGCUGCCCAAGGAAAGGGCUCCCUUGCUUGUGUGGUUGGAGUGGUGCGGGACAAGCCCUUGGAGGCGUGUGCGGAGCGGGGCUCUGGCACCUGGGGCUUCCUCUCCUACUGGAGCUUUUAAAUCCCGGCGUUCCUAUGUUGAAAGCAACAGUUCCUGUUGUGCACCCGCGAUCGACGUGACUGCUUGUGCCUCGCCUGCCUCUCCCAUGUUCUCAGCUCCUGGAGACCCUCUGGCUCGCAGGGCAGCAGGAGGUUGGCCAGCACAAGUUUCUCUCAGCUCAAGGACUCUUGCGGAGGAUGCUCCCAAGUGUCCCAGCGCUGCGUUUUAAACUCCCUCUUACCAGCCGUGCACCCUAUUUCCUUCCUGGUUCGUGCACCUACGUAUUUCCCACCGGCAAACUGGAAACCAGCAGGGUACACGCGGUACCGGUUCAGCGUUCCCUCCCUUCAUCCCUCUGCUGCCUGCUCCUGCACCGAGGAGGGAAGGCAAAGAGCUCCAUGGCAGGACAGGGAACCUCUCUUGCACCUUGCGUGGAGCCCUGGACACCAGGACGAGCUCUCUGUUUAUCCAGAGAGUAGGAAUUGCCUGAGGGACUGCCCUGCUGCCUCUAGCUUGAGAGCUCCUAGGCUGUGUCCCUUCUCCUCCUCCUCGCCAGCGCCAAGCCUCUCGCGUGGAAGAUGGCGGGUGGCGUGGACGGCCCCAUCGGGAUCCCCUUCCCCGAUCACAGCAGCGACAUCCUCAGCAGCCUGAACGAGCAGAGAAACAACGGGCUGCUGUGCGACGUGGUCAUCCUGGUGGAGGGCCAGGAGUUCCCCACCCACCGCUCCGUCCUGGCGGCCUGCAGCCAGUACUUCAAGAAGCUCUUCACCUCAGGGUUAGUGGUGGACCAGCAAAACGUGUAUGAGAUAGACUUUGUGAGUGCGGACGCCCUGUCGGCGCUGCUGGAGUUCGCCUACACCGCGACCCUGACCGUCAGCACUUCCAACGUCAACGACAUCCUCAACGCCGCCACCCUGCUGGAGAUCCCGGCGGUGAGGGAUGUUUGCACGGAUCUCCUGGACAGGAAGAUUCUGGCCAAAAAUGACCAGAUGGAUACAGUAGAUCAAAUUGAUCAAAGGAACCAUCUCAGAGCAAAAGAGUACCUGGAGUUCUUCCAGAGCAACCCCGUCAAUGGCCACCAAGGCAGCUUUCCGUGGACCAACCCAGAGUUGAGAGACCUUCAGAGACUGAACUUCCGAGGCCAAGAGGAGGAGGAGGAGCCGGACUGCAACGGCUUAGACUUCUACUCGCAGACCCCUCUGAACGAAAGACCAAAGGCGAAUGACUGUGAUCCUGACAGCAACCCGGCCAUGUGGCUGGACAGAGAGGAGGAGGAGGCAGCCUCUGGCUCCUUGUUCUCGCCUUCUCAGAACGGACAUUACAGCGGCCGGAGCCUGCCCACGCCGGGCGAAGAGGAGGGGACCCUGGGGGGACCUCUGGACCAGCAGGAAGCCGGCGACUCCCCCAGCUUCGGCCCUGCUGGGGCGGAGACGGAGGACGACGUGCGGGAGGUGGACGGGUUGGCUGCCAGCGCCCUGCUGCAGCAGAUGAUGAAUUCCAUGGGGAGGCAGCAGCUCGGGGAGGACGAGCGGAAGGACGACGAUGGGGUCAUGGAUUAUUACUUGAAAUACUUUGGCAGUUCGAGCGAGGGCGACGUCUACCCGUCCUGGUCCCAGAAGGUGGAGAAGAAGAUCAGGGCAAAAGCAUUCCAAAAGUGCCCCAUCUGCGAUAAGGUGAUCCAGGGGGCUGGCAAGCUGCCGCGCCACAUCCGCACCCACACCGGCGAGAAGCCCUACGAGUGCAACAUCUGCAAAGUCCGAUUCACCAGGCAGGACAAGCUGAAGGUGCACAUGCGGAAGCACACCGGGGAGAAGCCCUACCUGUGCCAGCAGUGCGGUGCCGCCUUCGCCCACAACUACGACUUGAAGAACCACAUGAGAGUCCACACCGGGCUGCGACCCUACCAGUGCGAGAGCUGCUUCAAGACUUUCGUCCGCUCCGACCACUUGCACAGGCACCUUAAAAAAGAUGGAUGCAACGGAAUUCCAUCCCGGCGGGGACGGAAACCCCGGGUGAGGGAUGCCGGAGCUCUGCCUCCUACCCCGACGGGGGGGAACGGCGAGGAUGGAAGUUUUCAAGCCGGAGGGGAGAGUCAGGAAUCAGAGGACACCCUGCAGGGGAACGGGCAGGAGGAGCAGCAGCACUUUGAGGAGAAUUCAACCAACGAAGAGUCAGGAUUGAAUGUAGCAGGAGGGGCUGCGGAGGGUAACACGCAAGGACUCUCCUAAACCAAAAAGAAAAACAAACAAAACAAAUAUUAUAUAUAUAUAUAUAUUAAAAAAAAAAAAAACAACAAAAAAGAGGAGAAAAAAACAAAACAAAACAAAACCACACAGGAAAAAAAAAAAAAAACAACCAAAAAAAAAAAAACCAACAACAAACAAAACCCCAAAACAAAAACCAAACCCCAAACCCUCCCCCUCCCCCCCCAAAGUGUCACACAAAAUCUAGUUAGUAACUUUCUUUUUUUUUUUUUUUUUAAUUCAUUUUCCUCCCUUUUUGGUUUAUUUUUGGGGUCUUUUAAUUUUAUUUACUCUUUUUAAGCUAUUUUUUGUUUGUUGUUUUUUUUUUCCCUCCCCCCCUCCCCUCCCCAAUUAUUAUUUUUUUUAAAGGAAAAACAAAACACAGGGGAAAAAAAAUAUUCGUUGACAAUGAGCAAUGAAAGAGAAAGAAUUUAAUUAAUUAUAUAUAUAUAUAUAUAUAUAUAAAAAAUAUA
Molecule: messenger RNA, 3544 nt
Organism: Pogoniulus pusillus (Red-fronted tinkerbird)
Lineage: Eukaryota; Metazoa; Chordata; Aves; Piciformes; Lybiidae
Gene: ZBTB7A
Product: zinc finger and BTB domain containing 7A
Exons: 6
Coding region: 1407-3056 (549 amino acids)
Biological process (GO): regulation of transcription by RNA polymerase II
Molecular function (GO): RNA polymerase II cis-regulatory region sequence-specific DNA binding; protein binding; DNA-binding transcription factor activity, RNA polymerase II-specific
Source: RefSeq, a predicted model, not a curated record